Messenger RNA from Lycium ferocissimum, 1426 nucleotides. Its product is annotated as BRI1 kinase inhibitor 1-like. Lineage: Eukaryota; Viridiplantae; Streptophyta; Magnoliopsida; Solanales; Solanaceae. The record is from RefSeq and is a predicted model, not a curated record. The coding region runs from base 237 to 1244 and encodes 335 amino acids. Gene Ontology annotation, cellular component: plasma membrane. The transcript has a single exon. Gene Ontology annotation, molecular function: kinase inhibitor activity.
GACAGCCACCAUACACGCCCCUUCAAAUUCCAUCACUAUAAUUGCCACACAACACACUUAGCAUAAAGACAUUUUAGCCUACAAACUCUUCCCUCACAUAUAUCCUUAUCCUUUUUCUUCAUUUUUCCCCCCUCAUCAAACAAAGUAGAAGAAGAAUUUUUGUUUGCAAAAAUAAACACCCCAUAUUAGAUCUUAGUACUAAAUUUAGUACUACUCUUUUUUAAACAUUUUUAGUCAUGGACAAUAUGAGAGUCCUAGAAGAAUUCAAGCAGAGCAAUCAAGAAAACCAAAAAUCAAAGCAGAUACAACACCAAGAACCACUACUUCAACCACCGUCGUACGGUGGCGUUGCGGCGGCGUCACCACCGUCAUCUUCAUCAUCUCCAUCACAUGAAUUUUCCUUCACAAUUUCACUUCAUCCAACAAAUUCCACAAAUACCCCUGAUAUUAAAAUGAAACAAAAUCCAAAUCCGAACCCGAACCCAAACACAAACCAAAACCCUUUUGCUAUUGAUUUAACACCAGCUGAUGAAAUAUUUUUCCAUGGUCAUUUACUUCCACUUCACCUUAUUUCUCAUCUCCCAGUUUCACCUCGUUCUUCAACAAACUCCAUUGAUAGUUCACUUCCCAUUAAAGACUUAAAAAAAAUCCAAAAUUCCAUUAAUCAUGAUGAUGAUAACUCUUAUUAUGAUCUAAAUCGUAGCUUUCACUACCAUGAUCAUCAUCAAACAAAUUCUUUAAACAUACCAAAGGAUCAACAAAAACAAAAGUCCAAGUCUUUUUCCUUGUUUGGAUUACCCAAAAGAAAAAAAGAAGAAAAAGAAGAGAAGGAAAAACAAAGGAAGUUGAACGUGAGUCAAGUUAUAAAGAGGUAUAUGAAAAUGGUGAGGCCAUUUUUGUCAUUUAGAAGUAGAAAAAAUAUGCAGUUUCAUAGACAAAGUUAUUCUUAUUCUGGGAAUUUGAGUUUUAGAGGGAAGAAUAAUAAUAGUAGUAGUAAUAGUAAUAAGGGAAUAAAAAGAGGUGCAUAUUCAGCUCCAGUUUCUAUGAAGAAUUCUCCUACAAAUAGUGGGCUACUUGUAGCAGCACCAGGUGCUAAUUAUCAUAAUUCAUCUUCAAGUGAUAGUACAAUGGAAGAAUUACAAGCUGCUAUUCAAGCUGCAAUUGCUCAUUGCAAGAAAUCUAGUUCUAUGGAAGAGAAGAAAAUCAAAUGCCAAGAAAAUGAAGAUAUGAUCAUCCUGAAGUGAAAAGAAAAAAAGAAAGAAUCUUGAUCAUUUUUAUCCUCUUUGGUACUCCUUAUUUCUCGUAUACUAGGUUCUCUUUUUUAAUCUCUUGUGUAUCAUAAUCAUAAAGGAUAUUUGUAAGUAUUUUUUACUACAUGAGUUUUAAAAUAUGGAUUAUUCAUGGUGAUGGAUUGGCAGGGCAACCA